AUGAAAGAGGAAAAUACUAAGCCUAGUGAAUUCACUUUGGUGAGCUUGUUGAAUGCUUGUGGACACUUAGGAGCACUUGAUAAAGGGAAUUGGAUUUACAUGUAUGUUAAGAAGAACAAUGUGGAGUUGAAUGUUAUUAUUGUUACUGCAAUUAUAGACAUGUAUUGCAAUUGUGGAAACUUUGACAUGGCGUCGCAUGUUUUUGUAAGUCUCUCAAAUGAAGGGUUGUCUUCUUGGAACUCUAUGAUUUUGGGCUUAGAUACUAAUGGAUUAGAGGAUGAUGCAAUUAAGAUAUUCGCAAGUCUACAAUGCUCAAUUCUGAAACCGGAUUCUGUGACUUUCAUCAAUGUACUAACCGCGUGCAAUCACUCAGGAUUGUUGGAUCCAAAUGAAAACAGUGGCUAUGUAUUGAUGGAAAAUAUAUAUGCAACCUCAGGCUUGUUUGAAGAAGCUUUGGAUGGAAGGAUAUCAAUGGAAGAGAAACAUAUAGCGAAAGAACCGGGAUGCAGUCCACUAGAAAUUACUGGUGAAGAUCAUGAGUUUGCUUCUGGUAGAAAGUUAUAUUCUGAGUUCCAUGAUAUAUAUUCUUUGAUGCACUAA
Molecule: messenger RNA, 600 nt
Organism: Solanum lycopersicum (tomato)
Lineage: Eukaryota; Viridiplantae; Streptophyta; Magnoliopsida; Solanales; Solanaceae
Source: RefSeq, a predicted model, not a curated record